UCGGCAUCUUCUCCAGGCGGCCCCGGUCCGGACAGUGGGGCACAGGGCGGAGUUGGGUGCCCGGUAAGCUGCGGGUGUAGAUCGCUCGGCACACGUUACUAUGGAUUAGAGGGACCCUCCAGCGGAGAACAUGAGUUGUGACAUUAAGAAGCCUCCAGUAGCCCCUAAACCUAAAAGUUCUGUGGGCCAGAAACCUAGCCCACCACCUAUUGCACCCAAGCCAGAUGUAAUCCAGCCUAAAGUGGUACCAAGGAAAUCAAAGCCGACAAUUGCGCCCAAGCCAAAGGUCAUCAAUAGGUCAUCUGUUAUAGAAGACAGACCACAUAAUGCCAUCAAGUCAAGUCCUGAAAGCAGGGAGGAGCACACAAUAUCUGAAAACCUCACCGGUAAACUAGAAGCACCAGCCAGUAAUGAAAGUACCACAUUUAUUAUUUCACCAUGCUCCUGUAACAGUGACUGCAGUCACAAGAUUGAAAAUGGGGAGUACUUACAGAAAAAUCAAAAAGCAAUAGAUCAGCUAGAAAAUUUAGAAAAUAAAAAAAUGUGUGGGCAACCUAUUCCAUCUGCAAGAACAAGACGGAAACCUUGUAGUCAACAGGCAAAACCUUCAAAACUAAACCAAGGCAUUGUGAAGACCAGCAUUAUAGAAGAUAAGGUCAAAGAUGUAUUAACACAUACUGUCCUUGUCAAUGGUUAUACCUGCAAGGAAGAGAAUGCUGAGGAGGACAUGAAGACUGUCAGUAGCAAUGUUACUACAGGUUCUGGUGGUAAUACAGAAAACUGUCUCAAGUCCCACCAUCCACCUACUGCUACUUUUUAUAAUGGAGCUUCUCAGUUUCAUUUAGUUACUGAAUCUACGGAUAAUGUAAAACUAUGCAAUGGUUUAUUACCUGACAAGGAAUCAUUGAAUACAGAGGACAAUACAAAGUCUAGCCUUUUACCGCGGACGACUCCUCCCCAUAAAAAACUUCCAGUUCCAAAACCAAGGAAGCUGCAUACACCACGUUUAGUGCGACAGGAUUGCGUAGAUAAAACAGUGGAAACUGGUGAGAACUCCAUUCAAACACAUAUUGAACAGGUACAGAAUGAUGUGGACCAUUCUACAAUAAACGUGAACUCUGAUAAUCCCAUUGCAGACAGGGAAGAGGAUCCAAACUGCAAAGGUAGUAAAGAUCAACAGAGCUCAGGCAUUGUAGUGACUCCAAAUGAUACAGAAAGAGAAACUAUUGGGAAAUAUGUUGAAGAACUCCCAUACUCUGCAGAAAACAGCAACUUUAAAAGGUGUAGUACUCUAUCAAUGAGUUUACCAAAGCAGAUGAAACUUAUUUAUGAACAGCAAUUGCAUGUAAAGUCUACUGCCACAGAGAAAAAUGCAUCAAAUGUAAGUUCACCAAAAGUUGCUCCUAAGAAGCCUCAAAGAUACAGCUUACCUGCAGCUGGCCUGCUCAAAAAAGCUGUGUCCGAGGAGAAACUUCUUAGUUCCAGCAAUGAGGAUCCUACAGGACUAUGCACAAAACACCUACCAACUUCUGAGAAGCCAGUAUGGAAGUUGCAACACCCCAUAUUACCUUUCUUAGGUAGCCCAGAGACAAUAAAGAGUUCAUCAAGUAGUGAACCUCCAUAUCCACUAACCAAGCCUAGAGCUAAGUCUUUAUCUUCUGUUGAUAUGGAUAGAAUAGAUAAACCCUUACCUGAUAGUCCUAAAAAAAAUUCCUUAAAGAAGUUGCUCAACCUGAAGUUAUCUGUAUCUAUUAUAAAAAGUGACUUUCAGAAAUUUCUAUCUCGAGGCAAUCUUCUGGCAGACAAUGUCACAUCUGAUAUUUUUUCUUGUACUGGGCACUCUACAUCCCCAACUUUAGAAAAAAAGAUGAAGCCUGCAAAAGCACAGUCUGCGGAUUCAUUCAGUCCUUCAUCAAAGAAAGGACAGAAACUUAAGAAUGAUGUUAACAUUGGAAACAACCCAGCCUCUGUGUCUUUAGAUGAAAAUUUGCUCUUAAUACACAGACCUCAGGUGUCCUCUUCAGUGGAGAAUUCAGACCUGGAUAUACCUGAAUAUGAAAAUAUUUGUCACUAUGAAGAAAUCCCAGAAUAUGAAAACUUGCCGUUCACUCUAGUUCCAGAUGUCGAUGAAUAUGAUGCAACAGUUUAUGAAGUGGAUGACCCUGAGGAAGCUAGUUCUUCAGUGCCUAGGAAAGUCACCAACAGUCAUCCAUCACAAGAAGAUCCUGAUGAUGACUUGGGCCUUCACUCGGAUGAAGAGGAAAUUCUCAAUAGUUCAGAUGAAGAUGACUUUAGCUCAGACUCCAGCAAAACUGACCUUGAUAACCUGGAAGAGAAUUUGGAAAAUAGGCCAAAACAGAAGACCAAGAUUUAUUACAUUGCCAAGGAGAUCAUGAGCUCGGAAAAAGUGUUUGUUGAUGUCCUUAAGCUCCUGCAUAUAGAUUUCCGCUAUGCUGUGGCUCAAGCUUCCAAACAUCUCGGGAAGCCAGUGAUUGAAGACAAGAUCCUAAAUCAGAUCCUGUACUACCUGCCACAGCUGUAUGAGCUGAACCGAGAUGUGCUGAGAGAGCUAAAGGAAAGGAUGUCUCAGUGGAGUGAACAACAGAAAAUUGCUGAUAUUUUUUUGAAGAAAGGUCCAUACCUUAAGAUGUAUUCUACGUACAUUCGAGAAUUUGAUAGGAAUGUGGCAUUACUUGAUGAACAAUGCAAGAAAAAUGCUGCUUUUGCUGGGGUAGUGAAAGAUUUUGAGGUGAGCCCUCGUUGUGCUAACUUGGCUUUGAAGCAUUAUUUACUCAAACCGGUUCAAAGGAUUCCUCAAUACCGAUUGCUCUUAACAGAUUACCUCCAGAAUCUCUCACAGGAAUCUUCGGACUACAAUGACACACAGGCUGCCUUGAGCGUAGUCAUUGAAGUUGCCAAUCAUGCCAACGACAUCUUAAAGCACGGGGACAAUUUUCAAAAGCUUAUGCAGAUUCAGUACAGCCUUAAUGGUCAUCAUGAAAUUGUCCAGCCAGGAAGGGUUUUUCUGAAAGAAGGGACUUUGAUGAAGCUUUCCAGGAAGGUCAUGCAGCCGCGAAUGUUUUUUUUGUUUAAUGAUGCUUUACUAUACACGACUCCUGUCCAGUCAGGAAUGUAUAAACUUAACAACAUGCUUUCUCUGGCUGGGAUGAAGGUAAGGAAGCCAACCCAAGAGGCCUAUCAGAAUGAGCUGAAUAUAGAAAGUGUGGAGAGAUCCUUCAUUUUGUCUGCCAGCUCGGCCUCUGAAAGAGAUGACUGGCUUGAUGCAAUUUCUGCUGCCAUAGAGGCUUAUGCCAAAAAGAAAACUACCUUCAAUCCUGCUAAAAGUCAGGAAGAGACUGAUCCUGAAGAGGAAGGAGAUAAUACUCUUGGAUCAAAGGCACCUAUCUGGAUCCCUGAUGGCAGAGCCACUAUGUGCAUGAUCUGUACUAGUGAAUUCACUCUCACCUGGAGAAGACAUCACUGCAGAGCAUGUGGAAAGAUUGUGUGUCAAGCCUGCUCAACAAACAAGUACAGCCUGGAAUAUCUUAAGAAUCAUUUAGCACGUGUGUGUGAUCACUGCUUUGAAAAACUUCAGAAACAAGAUAGCCAAUGCAUUGCCAAGACAGGCUCACCUGCUAACCACAAGUCCCCUUCUAGUGCACUUUCUUCAGUGUUGCACAGUAUUCCCUCGGGAAGGAAGCAGAAAAAAAUCCCUGCAGCUCUUAAAGUGUCUGCCAGCACAGAAGAUUCAACAAUGAGUGGUUACUUACAUAGAUCAAAGGGCAGCAAAAAGCCUUGGAAACAACUGUGGUUUGUCAUAAAGAACAAAGUCUUAUACACAUAUGCUGCUAGUGAGGACAUUGCAGCACUGGAGAGCCAACCUCUUCUGGGAUUUACAGUUCAAGUAGUAAAUGAAGAUGCCAAUGAAAAUAAAGUAAUUCAUCUACUGCACAAAAACACUUUGUUUUAUGCUUUCAGAGCGGAUGAUGUGCAUACUACUGAAAGGUGGAUUGAAGCAUUUCAAGAGGGAACAGUAUUGUAAGAUAUAGGAUAUCUUGACAUGAACACUACAGACAGCUAUCAUUUUUUUGGGAUUAUUUUGUACAAUUCUUCUUCAACCUUGUGUACAUAUUAUUUAUUAAAUCACAGAUUCUGCCUCCAGAUCAGAUACACGUGAGACUGACAGACAUUAUUUGUACAUUUAUAAAUAUAUUUUAUUGUACUGUUAAUUUUUUAUACAUAUUUUACAUAAAUGUCUGAAGAACUCGUGUACUUUUUUUUAUUACUAUGAAAAGUUGUUGCUUUCCCUAGAAAGACAAAAAUAAAUAGUGCUGAUCCUCCCUGCAAACAAAUAUAUGAUGGUCUAUGCAAAGUAACAAGCCUUGUGGACUCUCUGGUAUCACAUCCAAUACCAGACUAGAGCUGCCCAAAAAGAUGGUUGGCUCACAUGCCUAUAUUUCUGUACAUCCUUAUAUUUUAACAGCAAAAGAGAGAAACCGCUGCCAGAUACCUCUAUAAAUUCUUUAAUAUGUUUUAUUUAAACAUACUAGGGGAGAUUUAUCAAUGCAUUUCUGCCACUUUUUUUGUGAGUCUUUGCGCAAUAAAUAGACACCUUUGGUAAAAAGUGACUGUGAAAUGCAGUGCUUCAUUCUGGACUAUGCAGUGAAUGAGAUUUAUUAACUGCAUCAUUUUUAAAGGCGCAAAUUAUAAUGCGCAAAGGGCAAAAUGCUAAUUUCUACCACCUUUUGCCUUGCUUUAGUGAAAAGUGACAUCCUGCAGCAAGUUCUGAGGGGAUUUUUCAUUUGUGCAAAAAUGAUCAAAGUCUUUGUGCCCUGUUGAUAAGUUUGGUGCAAAUAAGGCAAAAACAUAGCAAAAAAAAAAAAGGCAAGAGGAAUAACUAUACACAGCCACAUAAUGAUAAAUCUCCACCACUGUUUUUGUGCAUUGUCAAGCCAAUGUUCACUAAUCUCCACUAAUAGUAUUAAUAGCUUCAGGUCAGCGUUCGGUAACUGCUUUCUGUUA
This is a messenger RNA of Hyla sarda, 5022 nucleotides long. RefSeq names its product FYVE, RhoGEF and PH domain containing 6 (gene FGD6). The transcript has 21 exons. Lineage: Eukaryota; Metazoa; Chordata; Amphibia; Anura; Hylidae. Gene Ontology annotation, molecular function: guanyl-nucleotide exchange factor activity; metal ion binding. Gene Ontology annotation, cellular component: cytoplasm. The coding region runs from base 131 to 4042 and encodes 1303 amino acids. The record is from RefSeq and is a predicted model, not a curated record.